Haliotis rubra (blacklip abalone) is the source of this 1781-nucleotide messenger RNA. RefSeq lists its product as uncharacterized. The record is from RefSeq and is a predicted model, not a curated record. NCBI's taxonomy places the organism in Eukaryota, Metazoa, Mollusca, Gastropoda, Lepetellida, Haliotidae.
UCAGUAAAAGUCAUUGUGAAACAUACAGCCGGACACUGGGGCCAGCGGGUUGUAGACUUCCUUCGGACCGUCGGCAAAUUUGCCGGAAUUGUCCGAGGGUCAGACGCUAUUUGUGGACACUGGUUACUGACUGUGUAUUCACCUGAUGAAGGAUUUGAUGUGCUUCCAACAUGUCUACAAUAAUGAAGAAGCUGAAGUACCUGGAGUUUCCAGACUGUACACGUGAAGCUCUGUCCUACCUCGCCACAUGCUUCUCCUCACAGGAGGGAGCUGCUAUACCAGGCCUUGGGGGUGGGGCCGAGAACUUUGCUGCUGAUGUUUGCAGUGAAUACAUACUCUUCAGGACAAGGAAGAAGAAAAAGAAACUGAGUGCUAUACAAGAACUCCAGUUGUUAGAGAUGCUUUGUACAUGCUUCAAAGAAACCCCAACGAAGAGCAAAUAUCAUAUUUUCAAUUUGAUCUGGGGUAGGGGAGACAACUCCAGCAACACUUUGCUGACAAAGCUGGUUUCUAUGGCUCUGUCAGUAAGCUGCAGCCCUGUGUUGGAUUGUGCUGCUAUCUGGAUGCAGGAGAGAGGUGCAGACAGCCCUUGUGUGCUGGACCUGAGUCAGAGGGUGGUGGAAGAUUAUUGUCUUCUCUUCCCGAGUCCCUCUCAAGUCUUCCUCAAACUUCCGUCAGUCUCCCCGCUGUUUGUCUGUAACUUCAUAGCAUCUGUGACUUCCAUACACACCCUUGUGGACAAGAUGAAGAUCCUGCCCCAAACCUUGCUAGAGCAUGUGACAGAGUGGAUCACAGAGGACUGCACCCUGUGUUGCGAGUCAGUACGACAAGUCAGCAUCCACAAUACCUACUGUUCCCCGAUCCCGGGACUCACAGGCUGGUGUGUGCGGGGACCAAUCAUCUUCAACAUGCUGCGCGAUUGUAAACCACGCAACAUCUCACAGGAAAAUAUCACGAAAACAUUGAGCAUCCUGUCUAAACUCCAUCUGGGGCUGCUUCAGAGUCUGCAGUUUUGUGAAAACACACACAUGUCACAGUAUCUGUUGACAGUAGGCGAUGUGAUGAAUAUUCUAAACUCGGUGGUGUACCUGCAGAAGAAGGCGGGACUUGCAGCUGACAACCCUGACCUUCACACUGCCAUCGAGAGACUGGCACAAGUGAUGCAAGUUGCUAUUGUUAGCGGCUGUCUCAGGAUGGAUAGAGGCAACUUCCAGGAACUGAGAUCUAUAGUGGCUACAUAUCUUCCCUCAAAUCGACUGCUUCACAUGGUUCUACAUCAUCUUGGAGGAGAAGAGACUCCAAUGGAUAUCAGGUGAUCAUAUGAUCAUCUUGUGAUCCACGUUAUCAUGAAGAAGAGACUUUAAGUGGAUAUCAGGUGAUCAUGUGACAUGCUUGUGAUCAUGUGACAUUCUUGUGACCAUGUGACAUGCUUGUGACCAUAAUCUACAUAAUUUUGUGUGGAGGAAGGACUCAUGUAGACAUCAGGCGAUCAUACGUCUUACGAUCCUGGAUUAUGGUCUCACUGAACUUGAUAUGGAGUUUAUGAUAAACACAGUGCUUUCAAAAUCGGAAUAUGAAUCAUUAAAAGGCAUUUUGUUUACUUGAGAGUGUACGGAAUGAUUUUGCUGUCAGUUUGAUGAAAAGCGUUGGUCAAGAAUAGUUUUUGAAAACUUUAUGUCAUGUUUUGUUAACACCGAUACAUUGCUAUAGAAUAGUGUUCAAACUGGGUCAAGUAUGUAACUGCAUUCAUUAUUGUUAUAUAAACUCAUUGUCAAGCUCGA